This is a messenger RNA of Anopheles moucheti, 3331 nucleotides long. Its product is annotated as zinc finger protein 729-like. Gene Ontology annotation, biological process: regulation of transcription by RNA polymerase II. Bases 1 to 3156 code for a protein of 1051 amino acids. Gene Ontology annotation, molecular function: DNA-binding transcription factor activity, RNA polymerase II-specific; RNA polymerase II transcription regulatory region sequence-specific DNA binding; zinc ion binding. The transcript has 10 exons. Gene Ontology annotation, cellular component: nucleus. The record is from RefSeq and is a predicted model, not a curated record. Lineage: Eukaryota; Metazoa; Arthropoda; Insecta; Diptera; Culicidae.
AUGUCAAAAUACCGUAGGCCGCAUUUUGACAACCACGACGCGUCCGAAAAGGAAGGGAAAGCAUCUGUUGUGUACAAACAAACAGUUUUUCUGUGCGAAAUGGCGAGCUUUUCACGCGAAAUUAAUAGUUUUUGCAGACUUUGUUUAUCGGGCAAUGAUGCCAAUCUAUUGCCUACAUCGAAAAUAAUCGAUGCCACGCUGACCAUUGACGAUAUUGAGCGAUUCACGGGAAUUCGUAUUGAAGACGAAAACAUGUCGUGCGUUAUUUGCGAAGAUUGUCAUAACAAGUUGCUAAAGUUUACGGCGUUCCGCGCCUGCUGUAUGACCAAUGAUGUACGAUUUAGGAAAAUGGUUCGAACGAUUAGAGAACACGGUUGCGAAGCUGUAAUAAGGAUUAAGGAGAAAAUGGUACAUUCCACAAUAGUUCGUACGGAAGCAAAUAACGAACAGUACAAAAAUGUCGUUGAUGAUAACUUUACAAUUACAUACGUGGAGUCAACGUUCGACGAUCAUGCAGAGGAAGUUGUUGGUGAAAAGAGCGUUGAAAAUUCGGAUAUUGAUGAGGAAGUGGUUGAAAUCAUCGUACAAACGGAUUUGCAAUCCAAUCGCACCGAGUUGGACAUUUCGGUAUCGCCCGCAUCUGUAGCAGAUCAACAACACGACGAACCGACAGUAAUUGAUUCUUUUACAAAUGAUAAGCGAAGAAAGAUAGCUGAGCGAAGUGUACCAAAUACCACAUCUCGUAUAACCGGGAAAAGUAGAGAGGCUAAAUUGAAUAAGAAAUACCCUAGAAAGCAACAAUUAUCCAGACCAACAAUACAAAAGCAGUUGUGUCCAGUGUGUGGGAAGCUAGUGCAAUAUCUUCCGGAUCAUAUUGUGUCGCACACGAAAGAGCAAAAGUACGCCUGUGAUCAUUGUUCAAUGACUUGUAGUCGCAAAUCUUAUUUAAAAUUGCACGUGGAGGCUGUUCAUCUGAAGAAAGUGGUGAAAUCUUGUGAAUUAUGCAGUCGAGACUUUACACACAUAUCGGGCUACGCAGCGCACAUGCGCGCGCAACAUAAUGUAGGAGAAUGGUACGUAUGUAAAAUAUGUAACCUGAAGUUUCGUCAUCCGGGUGGCUUGAGAGGCCAUAACAAUCGUAAGCAUAAUGCUGAAAGCAACUGCGAGUGUCCAAUUUGUGGAAUGAAGUUUGAAGACAAGAAGGGUCUAAAGGAUCACAGCAGAGUUCAUUCGAACGAGAAGCCGUUCGCUUGCACCUUUUGUCCAAAACGUUUUAAGAGCCCUAACGCUCACAGAACUCACAUGCUGGUACACAAAGGUGUAGUUUUCGCGUGCACCUUGUGUCAUAAGAGCUAUCGCUACAAAUCCUUACUAAAUGCGCACAUGAAGAAGGUUCAUACGAAGGAGAAUUUACGAAACGACCAAUACUUGGAACGGAAAUGUACGAACAUGAUCAAAGAAGCAACACCAAAUGCUGUUGGUAAACAAAUUCUUAUCCUGCGUGCGAUGACGAACAAUAUCUGUGAAAUUAAUACCAUUUGUCGGCUCUGUUUGUGCGACGACAAUGAGGUUUUAUUUCCGAUGUCCUGCUUAUCCGAUUCUUCAAUAACUGAGGAAGAUAUAGAACGAUUUACCGGCCUUGAGUUAUUCCGAGAAGAAAAUGUAUGCUACACGAUUUGUAUCGACUGCGCUAACAAGCUGAAAAAGUGCGUCUUGUUUCGCUCAGUGUGCUUGAGCAAUGAUGCUCAAUUUAAGCUGAUGUUUGCGGUGUGCAUUGGGAGCAAUGGAAAGGAAUGUUUCAGCACAGAAAACGAUAGUGUAACCGUGGAAUCAGCGGUAGAACAUAAUGAAUCCUCAGUAGAAUUCGAGAUAGUGGAUAUUAAAAACGUUCAUAAAAUAGAACAAUUGUCGAUCGUCGAAAAUGGCAAGGAAUCCAAGGUGAAAUUAACAUCAGAAGAUCCACCGGUUGGUGAGCGUAACGCUAGCGGUGACGAUGGAUUCGAGGUCAAAAGUGAACAGCAUAGCUAUAUACUAACGAAUAGUGCGGUCAUAAAUACCGUUGAAGACGACGAUGACGAUACCAAAGGCAUCAGCCAAAUAACCGAGGAGGAAGCAGAUGAUGUAGAAGUGAAGGAUUCUUCGCACAAACGGCUAAAAAGCACAACUCCGUCAAUCUCUAACAUCACAAAAUCAAAGACAGGUCGUGCAUAUACCCGUUGUGAUAUCUGUGGGAAGACAGUAUUGUAUAUAAAAACCCAUUUGCGAUCUCAUGCAAAUGAUGAGAAAUUCGCUUGCCCAUACUGUCCACACAAAACACGUUACCAAAAACAUUUAAAUACACACAUCAAGACGGAUCAUCGGAAGGAAGUGAGCAAAAGCUGUGAAAUAUGUGGAAUAGAUUUUUUUAGUCAGAUAACCUAUACCAAGCAUAUGACAUCCAAGCACGGAGCGGGUGAAUAUGAAUGUGAAACAUGUUCAAAGAAGUUCUCACAGAGAAAACUUUUCAAUAUUCAUUUACGGCGUGCCCAUAGGAAGGAUCGACCGAAGAGACCGAAGAAACUUUGUGUCAUUUGUGGCGCUCGGGUGACAUAUAUUUCUAGGCACAUACAAAGUCAUACGCAAGAAAAAAAGUAUCCCUGUCCCCACUGCUCGAUCGAAAUGGUAGAUUCUGGAAAUUUGGCUCGUCACGUACAAUCGGUGCAUUUGAAGAAGUCCGUGAAAUCGUGCGAAAUAUGCAACAUAGGAUUCAAGUAUGAUGUCUCUUACAAAUCUCACAUGCUCAGAGAACAUGGUAUCGGUAACACGUUCGAUUGUAAACAGUGUCCAAGAAAGUUCAACCAUCGAAGCGGAUUGGAAAGCCACGUAGCACGUGCGCACAGUAAUCUGCGAAAAUUUGCAUGCAAAAUAUGUGGUAUGGAGUUUAAGAUUGGGAGCCACCUACAACGGCAUCAGAUGGUCCACUCAACAGAACAACCUUAUGCGUGCAGCCAGUGUCCUAAACGAUUUAAAAGCAAAAAUUCUCGAAGGACGCAUCAACUGACCCACACUGGUAUUGUUUUUUCAUGUAAACACUGUGAUAAGUCCUAUCGGUACAAAAGUGUGCUUGAUACGCACAUCCGCCAGAAACAUCCGGAAACAAUGACUGUCGAUACGUAACAGUACGCAGAAUUAUCCUUUUGAGGUUACGGUGCGUUGAUAUUUAGAGAAAUCGCUCUUGAAAAUUAUAUAACUAACGUCUAUGUUUAAAACAUUUAAAUAGUCCUCACGCUCCGAGGAUUCAUCUACUGAUACUUUCACUACUUAUUACUUCAAAUGCAUACACAUUACCAGA